Messenger RNA from Kwoniella shivajii, 1557 nucleotides. RefSeq lists its product as uncharacterized. NCBI's taxonomy places the organism in Eukaryota, Fungi, Basidiomycota, Tremellomycetes, Tremellales, Cryptococcaceae. The record is from RefSeq and is a predicted model, not a curated record. The coding region runs from base 1 to 1557 and encodes 518 amino acids. The transcript is spliced from 2 exons.
AUGCAAUUCCCCUUGAAGGGUACUCAACAUCAAACCGGCUGGACCGGAUCAACAUAUCAAGAUGCUCCUAGGACAAUAGAAAGAAAGAGGAAAGGUAGAGGAGUCGAUAUUAUAGGUACUUCCUCAUUACCAACGCCACCUUCACGUUCUACCCAUCUUCCCACACCAGAGACGAUACGUCGAUCGAGUCGACCUCGUAAACCUAUUGAACCUGUUGCAUCUUCUUCAACCUCCGCACAUCUACCCACACCUCAAACUCAACGCACACGACGUAAACUAUCCCCUUCUCCAUCGGUGUUGAUCGAAGGGGAAGCUAUACCUUCUCCAUCAGGUCAUACCACUUUUUACCUUUCUUCAACAAAUCCAUCAUCCUCUAGGCCGGAAAAGAUAAGACGCAGACCUGGAUUGACAUUCGCUCAACAAAUGGGUUUACUGACGAAUACAAAUAACGGAAGAGGUGUUGGUGUAGGUGUGGGAAUGGGUGGACACAAAGCUGGGAAUCAUGGGAAAGUGGAUCAGAUUGGACAUCAAACUUCAAAUAUGACUGUCACCGUGACUAAAGCAGAUGAAAAUCCAUUCUACGUUUCGUCUUCGGAAUCAGGUUUAGGUGCAGGUGCACCAUUAACACUAGCAUCACCAGGGUUGAUCACAAGUCAUCGACCAGGUGAAGAAGAUUUCGAUUCUGAUACAGAUAACGUACCAACGUUAUGUUCACCUAAACCAAGACGAAGUCCAAGAAAACAAUCCCCUUCACCAAAUCAUCAUCUCUCACCACAGUCCCAAGAAUCCACAAUACCUAUUCAUUUCUCAUCUUCUAUAGGUUUACUUUCACCACCACCAACAAAACAUGCUCCUCGUAUAGGUAUCAAUACCCCAGGUAAGAUGGUUAAGGGUGUAACGAGGGAAGAAGCGAAGAAGAGAAUGGAAAGGGAAAAGGAAAUGUUAGAUUAUGAAUAUAAUCCAUUCUUAACAAAACCUGGAGAAUCAUCAAAAAGAUCACCUGGACCUGUAGUAAAUGAGGAUUUGCCGACUGUAACAUACGUUUUUAGAGGUUCGAAGAAAGUUUUCGCCAACCCCUUAUAUCCAUCAGGCGCACCUUUCCAUCCAGCUGAAUUAGAUCCUGAAGAUGAUGAAUUUGAACCUCAUCCAUUACCUCAACCUAGAUUGUUAUGGCCAACCGGACCUUCACCCUCAAAGUCAAAGUUGAGAAUGAUGAGAACUCCAUCUCCUGAACUAGAUGUUUCGCCACCAAGUUCACCUGUAUCCACACCGACAACAAGCAGGCGAUUUGGUAAAUCUGCUUUGUCAUUAGAACAUGAAAAGGACAGUGAGAAUCAUGAAGGUGUUUACAGUGAUGAUGAAGGCGAACUGAUGAUGAGGAAUGUCAGAGCACAUUUGACUGAAGAAGAUCAUGAACACGAAGAGGAUUUACCUUCUAGACGAGGGUUGUUAUUUGGUGGACAUGGAAGUACGAAAGGAAUGAAAAGAGGUUUAGGAGAAGUUGAGAGUGAGAUUAGUAGUAGAGGAAAGAAAUCAAGGGGUCUACUACGACUAUAG